Messenger RNA from Myzus persicae (green peach aphid), 774 nucleotides. RefSeq lists its product as uncharacterized. The record is from RefSeq and is a predicted model, not a curated record. Gene Ontology annotation, cellular component: nucleus; transcription regulator complex. NCBI's taxonomy places the organism in Eukaryota, Metazoa, Arthropoda, Insecta, Hemiptera, Aphididae. The transcript has 4 exons. Gene Ontology annotation, biological process: regulation of transcription by RNA polymerase II. The coding region runs from base 1 to 774 and encodes 257 amino acids.
AUGGCCGAAUCACAAAACAUUUCCAAAGUUGUCUUUAUGCCUGAUCAAGAAGAAAAGUUAAUAGAAGAAGUACGAAAUAAUUCUGAACUGUAUGAUUUGUCCAAACCUAGCCACAAGGAUAUAAUUUUGAAGGAUGAUAUCUGGAAAAAUAUUUCUUUAAAAGUUGGAAGAUCUGUUGACGAUUGCAAGAGGCGAUGGAAAAACAUAAAAGACACUUAUAAUCGGAACAAAAGAAAGUUAGGAACAGGAUCUGCUGCAUCAUCAAAAAAAAAAUGGAUUUUGGCCGAUCGCGUAUCAUUUUUAAACUCUGUGGACAAUGAGCGAAAUUCUACAUCGAACAUUGAUACGCCACUAGAUGAUGAUGUAAGUGUUGAUACUGACGACGAGAUUGAUGUUGACAAUUCAAAUAAGGACGACAAUGUUGAAUUACCAACGUGUUCAUUUGCGGGCAUUAAUGAAGCUAAAAUGAAAACACUUAUGUUAGUCAAUGAACUUCAAGAAAGAUAUGCUAAUCCUCCUCAAAUUACUACGCCUAGUUUUUUUCCGAUUCAAAACUUCCAACAAAACCAACAACAUUACUACGGAGUUUCUAAUCCACAAAACAUAUCGCCGAUUUCAUACUCUGACUCAGACCGUUCUCAAACUUCAUCGUCUGCCAUUUCAUACCCUACAUCGAUCAACCCACAAACCAUCGCACCAUCGCACAUGACAUUCUCGCCUACAAACGACUUUGAAAGUACAUCUUCACCGGCAUACUUCAAUAAUUCUAAUUAA